CCUAAUCUUCGUUUACCAAUACGGGUGUCGAUGACAAAUUGGGUUGGACUGAAUGAGGUCGGCAUUGACGGUGGUGGGAUUUUCAGAGAGUUUCUGACAGAGCUGCUCCGAACUGGAUUUGAUCCAGAUAGAGGAUUUUUCAAGUAUACACAUGAUAGGUUGCUUUAUCCUAAUCCAUCAUCCAUGCAGCUAUAUCCAGAUUCGUAUUCUCAACACUUCUUCUUCCUAGGACGAGUAGUUGCGAAGCUAAUUUACGAGAAACAAAUGGCUGAAAUACGUUUUGCCGAGUUCUUCGUUGCACAGUUAUUAGGCAAGCGGCACACGGAUGUUGAUCUACAUCACAUGAAAUCAUAUGAUCCUGCAAUCUAUAAACAUCUGAAGAAUUUGCGUUGCCUGUCAGCAGAUGAGUUAGCAGCUUUGGAACUUGAUUUUAGCGUUAUUGUGGAUGACAUGGGAGAUGUUCAGACUGUAGACCUUAUUCCUGGUGGUCGAAACAUACGGGUCACGGUCGAUAAUCGUUUGGAGUACAUAAGAACAUAUGUGAACUUGUUCCUCUACAAACGGGUGAGUCUACAGUAA
Messenger RNA from Cylicostephanus goldi, 579 nucleotides. The record is from the annotation of a GenBank genome assembly. Lineage: Eukaryota; Metazoa; Nematoda; Chromadorea; Rhabditida; Strongylidae.